This is a messenger RNA of Aspergillus glaucus CBS 516.65, 740 nucleotides long. RefSeq lists its product as uncharacterized. NCBI's taxonomy places the organism in Eukaryota, Fungi, Ascomycota, Eurotiomycetes, Eurotiales, Aspergillaceae. The coding region runs from base 98 to 532 and encodes 144 amino acids. The transcript has 2 exons. The record is from RefSeq and is a predicted model, not a curated record.
UCUGGAGUAAUGAUGGAGGUUAGUGCCUACUUAUUAGUCUUUCAAAUUUACUAAUGCAAUAUUUUAGGUUAAGAAAAAGUCGAAUACCUGGACCACGAUGUUUGCUCUUUUCCCAAGUUUGGAGAGUAUGAUCAAGCCCGAGCAGAUCAAUGCGGGUUGUAACCUUAUGAUCUUGAGCAGCUCGCUCAAUGAUGAGUUCGGUGCGCUAGAGCUCGCUCUUGAACCCACCGAUGACGACAGAACAUACAAGAUUGUAACCUACCCCAACUUCUCAGGAUCAGAGGCCCAUUACUUCCCUCCAGCCAACAGAGAUGGCACGCGUCUUGUCACGUUUCAUCACCAUGAGGGUCCGCUGGAGCUGCCUAGUCAUACUCUUCUCAGCACUCAUUCCGCGGUCGCCCGAAUCCUACAUGCAUCCGGAAUGGCGGAAAUCAUUGAUCGUGUGCUGGAAGAUGCCGCGGAAGUCAAGUGCUUAGCCUCAGAUGGGAGCACAGACCUCCAAAUUAUGCUCCCGGCACUCCUAGCCUGUUAGGCGCGAAGGUUUCGGAUGGUUUGCCAAUGCCCUGCGGAAAACGAAUCGCGAUCAAAAAGUUCAGUUGUAAUGAGAUGAGUGGAAGAAAUACUGAGAAUUUGCCUGGGGAGUUACUAGCAAUGGAUGGGAACAUGGGCUGGCAAAAGGAAAAGAGAAAACAUGGGUACCUUUCUUUUCCUGUAUUCUCUAAUAGCUUUUCAUUCUGCGC